Anolis sagrei ordinatus is the source of this 733-nucleotide messenger RNA. The record is from RefSeq and is a predicted model, not a curated record. NCBI's taxonomy places the organism in Eukaryota, Metazoa, Chordata, Lepidosauria, Squamata, Anolidae.
CUUCUGGGAGUUGAAGUCCGAAAAUAGGGGCGGGGAGUUUGAAAGGCCUAGAAGGCCGGAAGUGACGCCCUUUCCGGUGGUCGCCAUGGCGGUGCUGGCUUCCAACCCCAACAACCCGGUGGUCUUCUUCGACGUGACGAUAGGCGGCCAGGAGGUAGGCCGCAUGAAGGUGGAGCUCUUCGCCGACGUGGUGCCCAAGACCGCGGAGAACUUCCGUCAGUUUUGCACCGGAGAAUUUAGGAAAGACGGCGUUCCGAUCGGCUACAAAGGCAGCACCUUCCACAGGGUGAUAAAGGAUUUCAUGAUCCAAGGCGGCGAUUUUGUCAACGGGGACGGCACCGGCGUGGCCAGCAUCUACCGCGGCCCCUUUGCGGAUGAAAACUUCAAGCUGAAACAUUCGGCACCUGGAUUGCUUUCGAUGGCCAACAGCGGUCCCAGCACCAACGGCUGCCAGUUCUUCAUCACUUGCUCCAAGUGUGACUGGCUGGACGGGAAGCACGUCGUCUUCGGAAAGAUCGUCGAUGGGCUGCUGGUCAUGAGGAAGAUUGAGGUGAGGAAACCACCAGGCGCACUCCACUGGAAUAACUAUAAUAAUAACAUUCCCCUGGGCAGCAAUGAGUCAGGCUUUGAAGCUGCAAGGCCAUUCAGUGCUAAUCAAAGUGGCCAACGGCAACGUUCACACUUGCCUCCCACCCUGGACAUCAUUCCACAGAUAUAGAUAUAUAUACCCCAC